Molecule: messenger RNA, 249 nt
Organism: Schistosoma rodhaini
Lineage: Eukaryota; Metazoa; Platyhelminthes; Trematoda; Strigeidida; Schistosomatidae
Source: the annotation of a GenBank genome assembly
AUGACAAUUAUCAAAUAUGUCAUGACAAUUAUCCAAUUCCAAUUAUAUUCGCAACGAGUUAACUCAUACAAAAAUGGAAUUCAGGAUAUUGUACAUUAUGUAUUUAAUGAUCAAAAAAACAAUAUUACAUCAGCUGAAAAGUUUCGGGACGUAUUUCUUGUGGUUCGUCAUCAGGAUAUGAAAAUCCAUUCUUAUUCAUUCGUUAUUAUGCUCCAGAGACAAAUUCUCCCUACGACAGCUGACGGAUGA